This is a messenger RNA of Impatiens glandulifera, 4551 nucleotides long. RefSeq names its product protein SHORT ROOT IN SALT MEDIUM 1. The record is from RefSeq and is a predicted model, not a curated record. NCBI's taxonomy places the organism in Eukaryota, Viridiplantae, Streptophyta, Magnoliopsida, Ericales, Balsaminaceae. The transcript has 23 exons. Gene Ontology annotation, biological process: regulation of DNA-templated transcription. The coding region runs from base 179 to 4333 and encodes 1384 amino acids. Gene Ontology annotation, molecular function: calcium ion binding. Gene Ontology annotation, cellular component: nucleus.
AUAUAUAUCGUAUAGCUAAAGCUAGGGUUUUGGCUUCGUAAAAGUUUUGUUCUUGCGGAUGAUACUUCUCCGAAAUCCAAUCUUUUUGGUUUCGAAUCGGUAAUCGGAUAUCUUCAACCAUUCUAUUCGCUUAACAAUUCCAAGAGAUCGAGGUGGUAUCAGGAUUCUAAGGGAAGUUAUGUACUCGAGAGGUGGCAAUGCUUACGGCCAACAACAGCAACAACAACAGCAACAGCCGUACGCUUCUCAAUCUUCAUACGGUGGUCAAAAUUUGGGACAUCCAUAUACUAGCAGUUCAGUUGGAGAACACGAUGGGGGCUCACAGCUACCAACUUCUUCUUCUCGGCAUUUACCAAUGCUUGGGGGGCAUCUUGAAUCAGAUGUUGGUGGGUAUAGGGGUCAUUCCUCUUCCGGAGCCCAUUAUGGAGGACAAUAUGGUAAUUUGUACGGUUCUGCCUCAUUGAGUAAUGCCCAUCAGGUUUCUUCAUUAAGUUCCAAAGUAUCUGGACCUUCUAGUAUUCAAGGACGUGGUGCUUAUGGCUCAGCAAUACCAGACUCACCUAAGUUUAACCAAAAUGACUAUAUCCCGUCGGCAACUCAUGGAUAUUCUCACAAAAGCGAAAAAAUGUUUUCUGAUAAGAUUUCAGAUUAUUCUUCUAUGGACAGACAUCAUUACAGUGAACAACAACCUAGCUAUGCUGGGAGGGAUUUACACAAUGAGUCAUCUAGUAGAUAUGGAGACUCUAGUACUUUUGGUCAGCAGCGUCAGGUUCUUUCUCAGCAACAGUUGGACAUGUAUGAUCGUGUUGACAAAGCAUCAUUACUUAGACAAGAACAACUGCUGAAGGCUCAAUCACUUCAAUCUGUUCCUUAUGAAGGGGCAUCCAGACAAGCUGACUAUCUUGCAGCAAGGGGGAGCAAUACUCACAAUCCAGCGGAGUUCUUACCUUAUAGUGGAAGAGUAGAUGCCGAUGUUCGCAAUAUGUCGAUGCUCAGCAGUUCAUUCAGUGUGCAACCAUCUUCAUCCAUCUUAGGGGCUGCUCCUCGGAGAAAUGCUGAUGAUCUUGUGUAUGUUCCAACUUCAUUAACUCCAGGUUAUGGUGUAAGCCUUCCUCCUGGCAGGGAUUACGCUGCAGGAAAAGGACUUCGUGGCUCCUCACUUGAACUCGACUUUCCAAGUAACAAAUUGUCACGCGGUGAUCGUAAGGAUGAUACGAGUGCACAUGCGCGAGGUCUCGACCGAGAAAUUGAUCGGAGGGAAGACGAACGUCGAAGGGAACGCUUGCGCGAAAGGGAGAAAGAACGAGAACAGGAGGAACGUGAACGUCUGCGUAACCGACUCCGAGAAAGAGAAAGAGAAAAUGAACGGAAACGAGAAAGAGAACGGGAACGUGAACGUGAACGAAUUGUGGAAAGGCGUGAGAAGGAGAGAGAACGAGAACGAGAACGUGUGCGUGAACGUAGUCCCACGAGAACCUUGAAGGAUGUGAAGUUGCCACGACGAGAUUCACCUCAUCGUGAAGCUUUGCAUAGGCUUCAAUCACCUGUUAAAGAGAAAGCUAGAGAGUAUUCCUGCAAGAUUUUUGCGUCCCGUUUGGUAGACAUUGAAAGAGAUUAUUUGUCACUGGAUAAGCGAUACCCAAGGCUUUUUAUAUCUCCAGAAUGUUCGAAGGUUUAUGUGAACUGGCCAAAGGAGAAUCUUAGUCUUCCUUUACAUACUCCUGUCAGUUUUGAGCAUGGAUUUGUUGAUGAAACUGCGGUUGUGCCCAACGGUUCACCAAUCAAGUUGUUAGCUGGUGAAGAUCUAAAACCAGAACGUCGCUCUAUUGUGUGGAAUGCAAAGAUAAUAUUGAUGAGCGGACUCAGCAACAAUAGUCUGGAUGAGCUUUCAUCUGAAAGAACAUACAAUGAUCGUGUUCCUCAUUUUUGCAAUAUGCUUAGAUUUGUUGUUCUUAAGAGGGAUCAAUUGAUGUACACCAUGGGUGGUCCAUGGGAUCCUGUUGAUGGUGGGGAUCCAUCAGUUGAUGACUCCGCUUUAGUUCGUACUAUUCUUAGGUGUGCGAGGGAUCAGAGCCAACUUGAUUUAAGUAACUGCCAGCACUGGAAUCGGUUCCUUGAGAUACAUUAUGACAGAGUUGGCAGUGAUGGCUUGUUUAGCCACAAAGAAAUCACUGUUCUGUUUGUUCCAGAUUUGUCAAACUGUCUCCCUUCAAUUGAAGUUUGGCGAGACCAAUGGCUUGCUUUUAGAAAGGUUACUUCUGAAAGAAAGUUGACCACUACCCCUAAAAAAGAGAAGCCAAAAGAAAAGAAUGAUAGGCAGAGAGUUAAGGGUGGUGAAUCAACAACUCCUAUACAACCUAUAGAAGCUGACAAGCAAAAAGUUGGCGACAAGCUGAAAGAGUGUUCGACUAACAAAAAAGGGGACACCAAUGAAAAGAAGGUUGAGAAAGAAGCAGAGGAGGGAGCUCUCAUGAAGAACAAACUAGAAAAGGCUGCUGAAGUUGAAUCUCCAGUUAUUUUAAAGCCAGGAAAGAAGAAAGUUAUAAAGCGAAUAGUUAAACAGAAGGUCGUGGAUAAGGAUAUUGGCGGGAGUGCAAGUAAACAGAUGGCUUCCCAAGAUGAAAAAGAUGCUGAAGUGAAGGCUGUCAACUCGGGUAUUUCUCUUCAACAAGAAGACACAUCUGCUAAAUCAGCGGGUGUCAAAACUUUCGUUAGAAAGAAGGUUGUGAAGAAAACCCCAGUUGGAAAAAGUGCUGAAAAAGCUGAGAUUUUGCAGCCUGAUGCGAUGAUUGAGCCAUCCAAGUUAUCUGAAGAUAAUGUGAAAAGUGAUGCUGGUCCAACUGUGACACCUGGAGAUGCCCCGGUAAAAACGAUUAAGAGGAAAAUAAUAAGAAGGGUGGUUAAACGGAAGGUAACAGUGGGAGAAGCCACCGAGAAAGUUUCUGUUACAAAAGAUGACAGCAAAGAGGCAACCAUAGAAGGAAAAAAAGAGACAGUGGCUUCUGGUGACCAGAUGAUUGUGGAGAAACAAGAUAAGGAUGUCGAUACCAAAAAAGCGCAUGAGUUACUGACCCCUGCGAAGCAAGGAAGGAGUAAUGAGAAGCUUACAGUUAAAAAAAGUACCUCCGAUCCAAAGACUGGCAAUGGGAGUGAGAAGCAAAAGGCUUCUAAUAAAGGGCAUCAUGUUGAUAAGAAGGAAAAGCCAAAAGAAAAGGAGAAAGCGAAGGAUAGUAAAGAUAAAACCAAUGGAAAAUCAAUCAAGGAGGUUUCAGAAAAGAAAAGGCUUGAAGAACCUCCACGUCACCCAGGCUUUAUUCUCCGAACAAAUGGCAGCAAAGAUUCUAAACUGAGGUCAAUAUCUCUAUCGCUGGAUUCACUUUUGGACUAUACUGACAAGGAUAUUGAGGAAUCAAACUUUGAGCUUUCUCUGUUUGCGGAAACAUUGAGUGAAAUGCUGCAAUAUCAAAUGGGAAGCCGUAUUCUAUUGUUUCUCCAGCAAGUACGCAUAAAAUUUCUGAGGAAGAGGUACCAAAGGAAAAGACAAAGGGAAGAGAAUUCAAAAGAAACUGACCAGAAAUCAUCAGAAAAACGUCCAAAGACUGAUGAUUCUAAACCUGCUAAAGUAGAUGCAGAUGGUGAAGCUCAUCCGGAUGAGAAGAGUGUUCCUAAGGACACCACUCCCAUUGAUAAUGUAAUGGGUAAUAGUGAAGAAGAUCCCAAGGAAUAUGAUGAUAAUGCAGAAGAAGAUCCAGAAGAGGAUCCUGAAGAGGAUCCUGAAGAAGAUCCUGAAGAAGAUCCCGAAGAGGAUCCAGAGGAGGAUGAAGAGAUGCAGGAAUGCAAUGCCGAAAACAACUUAUCAAAUCAGGAAGAUGCUGAAGUUCUCAAGAAAGAUGAAGACUCUAUUGUUAAACCUGAACCAGUGGAUAAUCUGAAAGAUGAAGCCGGAAGUUCCAAGGAAAACCAGGACAUAAAGCCCAUAGUACAUUCUUCGAAUAAGGAAAAGGGAAAUGCUGUAGAUGAUGUGAAAUCUGAAAAGGGGAGUAGUUCAGAGGAAAAAAAGUCAAAGCAUUCUGAGAUAGAAAAGCAAGUGACAAAAAAUAAAAUGGCCCCAGCUAGUGUUGACAAGGAAUUACUGAAGGCAUUCAGGUAUUUUGAUCGUAACAGAGCUGGAUACAUUAGGGUUGAAGAUAUGAGGUUGAUAAUACACAACUUGGGGAAUUUCCUAUCUCAUAGGGAUGUAAAGGAGCUUGUGCAGAGUGCACUUCUGGAGAGCAACACUGGGAGGGAUGAUCGAAUACUCUACAAUAAGCUUCUUGUCAGCAACAGAUUCUGAUGCAAUUUGUAUUGCUUGUUUUCUGCUUCCUUCUUAACAGGAUAUUUCUAAAUAAUGUUACAUUUCUUUCUUUUGAGGCCCUAUUCUAGAUGAUUUGUCUACUCUACUUUACAUUUUUCUAUUAUUAUUAUUGUUAGUUCUUUUAACUUCAGUUAUAUUGGAGAGAUUUGCAAAAAUAUGAUCAGUUUGUUUAAUGUUCAAAAAUUACUUUAUCAUAA